AGAAUCCGGGACGGACUUUGGCACCCGAGUGGAAAUAAAAAACGUAAACGGAACUCGACAUUUACGGAAAGCCAUCGAAUACGAAGCGCAGAGACAGAUUGAGAUCAUCGAAAGCGGCGCUCGGGUUCUGCAGGAGACACGCAUGUACUCGCCCAAGGAAAACGUAACCCUCCCCAUGCGAUCGAAAGAGAUCGCCAAAGACUACCGCUUCAUGCCUGAGCCGGAUGUACCGUCCCUUGUACUCACGCCUGCGUAUGUCGAGAGCAUCCGCUCCAGUCUCCCAACACUCAGCACCGACCUGGCGUCGUACAUGUCCGCCAAAUACGGGCUUAAUCCGUCACAUGGUGAGAUAAUAAGCGCUGACGCUGAGGUGCUGGAGUGCUACGAGUCACUGGUGCGGCAGGGCAGCAGACGUGACUCGAGUGCUGUGGGCAAAUGGAUGUGCUCCGAAAUCCUAAGUGCACUCAACAACAAGAAAACGUCUUUCGACAAACUGGCUAGUCCCUACGACAGCCUAUCGGCGCUGUAUGAUCUGGUGCAGCAAAACACCAUCUCUACGCAAGUGUCACGCAAAGUCUUUGCGUUGAUCUGCGACGGAGAUAUACGCACCCCUCAACAAAUCAUCAAAGCGAAUGACUGGGCGACAGUGUCGGACGUUUCCGCAAUUCGUGACCUGUGUGCAGGCGUCAUAGCUAAGAACCAGGAUAUUGUCACCGUGUACAAAUUGGGAAAACAACAUGUGUUCAAAGCAUUGAUUGGGAAGGCUAUGAAGGAGGCGCGCGGGAAGGCUGAUGCCAAAGUAGUCACAGCGCAACUGCAGAGCUUAUUGGAUGCUGAAAAUAAAUAGCUUCAACUCUGAUUUAAGGAUGAAUAAAAGACACGUACGGAUACCUA
This is a messenger RNA of Sphaeroforma arctica JP610, 894 nucleotides long. RefSeq lists its product as hypothetical. The record is from RefSeq and is a predicted model, not a curated record. Lineage: Eukaryota; Ichthyosporea; Ichthyophonida. The coding region runs from base 143 to 847 and encodes 234 amino acids. Gene Ontology annotation, molecular function: glutaminyl-tRNA synthase (glutamine-hydrolyzing) activity. The transcript has 5 exons. Gene Ontology annotation, biological process: glutaminyl-tRNAGln biosynthesis via transamidation; mitochondrial translation.